AUGGCUUUGACCGACGCCAUCCUGCGAGCUGAGGUGGAGAAGCUCUACAACAGUCUCCAGGACCAGCCUCAGCAUUCAGCCGAACAGGCCAUUACUGUCAAACGAAUCAUCGAAUUGCACCUUGUUGCUUUCAAAUAUUAUGACUUCGAGAGGACCAAGCUACUCGUCGACCCAAAUUACAAACAACACAGCAUCUUUGUUGGCGACGGGCGAGAAUCACUGAUUGAUAUGGCGAAAAUUAUGGAGAAAUGGGCUGAGAGCAAAUGGACAGAACCUGGAAAACCCCAUAUCAAGAUGAACAUUAAGAGGAUCCUCGUAGAUGGCCCCUACGUUGUCGUACAGCAUCACUCUCAGCGUUGGGAGGGAGACAUUGGUAACCAUGUUAUUGAUAUCUACCGAGUCAAGGAUGAAAAGUUUACAGAACAUUGGGAAAGCGUUAUGGAUGUUGUGCCAGAAUCUGAGCUGAAGCAUGAAAAUGGGCAAUUUUAA
Molecule: messenger RNA, 489 nt
Organism: Clonostachys rhizophaga
Lineage: Eukaryota; Fungi; Ascomycota; Sordariomycetes; Hypocreales; Bionectriaceae
Source: the annotation of a GenBank genome assembly